Messenger RNA from Coprinopsis cinerea okayama7#130, 1914 nucleotides. Its product is annotated as RAN binding protein-like protein. The transcript has 11 exons. The coding region runs from base 1 to 1914 and encodes 637 amino acids. Gene Ontology annotation, biological process: protein import into nucleus. The record is from RefSeq and is a predicted model, not a curated record. Gene Ontology annotation, cellular component: nucleus; cytoplasm. Lineage: Eukaryota; Fungi; Basidiomycota; Agaricomycetes; Agaricales; Psathyrellaceae. Gene Ontology annotation, molecular function: nuclear import signal receptor activity.
AUGACCCUUCCCACAUUUCGUCAUGGUCGUCGAUUCCUACAGGUCAUGCAAAACGAACUUGGAAAAAUCGUCGAGCAAGAUGGUGGUGCCGAUGUUCAGGGAUUCGCAUCCGAGGGUGAGAGGCUGAUGGGAUGGGGAUGGUUUAGAGGGCAGCUGUGUACGGAUUUGGAGGAGAUCAUACAAGAGCAGUACCAUCCGCAGUUGUUCCCUGCGUUGAUUGGUGCGUUGGAGGAUCCUGAACCACGAGUCCACUCACACGCCGCAGCGGCGCUCAUCAACUUUUGCGAGGGCGUUGAGCGUGAUACACUUCUACCCUACAUGGACCCCAUCGUCGAACGGUUAUUGAAGUUGUUGAAUCCGGGUCAAGGCGGUGGAGGUGGCAGUGGAGGUGGGGAUGGGAGUGGUGGGAUGGGAAGGAGAUAUGUACAGGAGCAGGCGAUUACGACGUUGGCUAUGGUUGCUGAUGCUAGUGAGGUUACGUUUGCGAAGAACGCGGAUGGGGCCGAGUAUAAGAAUUUGAGGAUUAAGGCGAUGGAGUGUGCUGGAUUGAUUGGCGCUGGUUCGGGUGUGGGGUUGGAUUUCGGGCUGGACGCUGGCGUUGCGCUACGUCGUUCGAAGACGCGUUCGGUUGUGCCUCCCUCGUCGUCCAGUCGUCCUCGGCGUCCCUCGCUUUGGGCUUUUGGUUCGUCGAUGGCGAUGUUCGACGUCGGCGAUGGUCCUUUAAGAGAGGAGGAUAUCCGUGAUUUUCAUUUCUUUGGGGAGGGACGGAGAGCUGACUGCUAUCCUCUUCUCUUCGUCCUCGAUUAUCCGCCAACUUCCGUUUCGGCAUUCUAUGGUACCUUCCUUUCCUCGUCCACUCCGGCGAACGUCACCGACCGACUCUUGACCACCAUUUCCCAUCGAAUCCCUCCUCGAAUCCCAUCUCGUCGUUCUAUGGUCCAUCCGUCGUCUCCCACACGUCUCGGGCCCACAGAGUCACCGCACGACCCGAACGAUACCCAACUCACACACUACCUCAUCGCGACGUGGGCGAAGAUUUGUCAAGCGAUGGGACAGGAGUUUGAGCCGUAUCUUCCAGUGGUAAUGCCUUCGUUGCUUAAUGCUGCGAGUGCGAAGGCUGAUAUUUCUGUGUAUGAUGAAGACGUCGAAAAUAUGGAAGAACGGGAGGGCUGGGAGGUGAUCGAGAUGGACGGUCAGACGUUGGGCAUCCGCACGUCGUCAAUCGAGGAUAAAUGCCAGGCGUUCGAGACGCUGGUCAUUUAUUGCUCGACGCUGGCCGAGAAGUACGCGCCGUACCUCUCGCAGACGUUGGAGAUUACGCUACCGGCUUUGAAGUUUUACUUCCACGAUGGCGUUCGGGAGGCAUGUGCCAUCAACACGCUAACAUCCCAAAUGGUCUCCGCGUCGUUCCACCAAAUCAUCCACUGCAUCUCCACCGAACACGACUCGUCCUUCCUCGGAUCACUCUACAAAUGUUUCCACGACUCCCUGCUCGUACUCGGUGGACCGACGUCCCUCCCCGCCGACUACCAAAAUGCGCUCAUCGAAGCUACGAAACGACAACUCCAAUCGAUGGCCGAUCGACGGAAGAUGCGCUCGAAUCGACUGAUGAGCGGCGGUGGUGGAGGAGCAGGGGCUGGAGCGUUGAGUUUGGAGCCGUAUGAGCGGGAGGAUAUGGCGAUGAUGGAGGAGGUUGAGGAUUAUGCGCUUGAAGAGGUGGGACGGGUCUUGAGUAUGUUUGAUCAGAAUCAUCCGUUGCUUGUUGCUGUUGGGAGUGUGAGGGAUUUGGGUGUUAGUUGGGCGGUUGGAGGUUUGGACGAUUCGGCGAUUGGAGGGGGUUACGAGUUGGAGGAGGUUGUGUAUGCGGAGGUGGGCAGGCGCGUCGGUAGAGGAUUUUGUACGACUGUAGAAUAG